GCUGUCGGCGCCGCCUGAUUGGCUGGACUUCCCGGUGAUUGACAGGGCCCCAGACUCCACCCUCGCCACUUUAUUGACACUAAUGAGCAAGUUCUUCCCACCGCUCUCCUGCCUGGAAGUGCUGACAGAUCAAGGCAACAAAUUUCAAUUACAAUCCCUAAUUUGUGUCCGCAGAGUGUUUUUUACCCAUGUUAGUCCUCUCUGGCGCAUCAGUCGAAGCAGAUCUUGGAGCAGCAGGAGGAGGUGGAGGGGGUGGGAACGAAGGAGUGCAUCAGUGAGAGAGCGCGCGCGAGAGACCGAGGGAAGGAAACUUGGCGGGCGCGUCGCUGGCUCCUCGGAUCCCAACACAAGCGAGAAAGAGGAAACGCCAAAUUUGUUUUUGCCCGCGGCAGGGAAGGGGGCAGAUCGGCCUGCGGGAGGCCCCGAGAGUCGUUCAGAUUUUGGUGGGAGAGUAGAGCGAGUGUGUACGUGUGCCCGCUUGAGUGUAUAUGCGUGAGGGGCGGGCGGGCGCCAGGCGGCGGGGAUGGCCGAGAAGCGGAGGGGCUCGCCGUGCAGCAUGCUAAGCCUUAAGGCGCACGCCUUCUCCGUGGAGGCGCUGAUCGGCGCGGAGAAGCAGCAACAGCUUCAGAAGAAGCGACGAAAGCUGGGCGCGGAAGAGGCGGCCGUGGCGGUAGAUGACGGAGGCUGCAGCCGCGGCGGUGGCGCCGGGGAAAAGGGCUCCUCCGAGGGAGACGAAGGCGCUGCACUCCCGCCACCGGCCGGGGCGGCAUCCGGGCCAGCCCGGAGCUGCGCCGACCUGGAACGGAGCUGCGGCUCCCGCGGAGCCGCGGGCGGCUGUGAGGACGGGUUCCUGCAGGGCGCUUCUCCGUUGGCGUCCCCGGGAGGAUCCCCGAAGGGGUCCCCAGCGCCCCCCCUGGCACGGCCGGGGACCCCGCUGCCCUCGCCGCAGGCCCCGCGGGUGGAUCUGCAGGGAGCAGAGCUCUGGAAGCGCUUUCACGAGAUCGGCACGGAGAUGAUCAUCACCAAGGCGGGCAGGCGCAUGUUUCCAGCAAUGAGAGUGAAGAUCUCAGGACUAGAUCCUCACCAGCAAUAUUACAUUGCCAUGGACAUUGUGCCAGUGGACAACAAAAGAUACAGGUAUGUUUACCACAGCUCUAAAUGGAUGGUGGCGGGGAACGCGGACUCCCCUGUGCCGCCACGGGUGUACAUCCAUCCAGACUCGCCUGCCUCAGGAGAGACUUGGAUGAGACAAGUGAUCAGCUUUGACAAGCUGAAGCUCACCAACAAUGAACUGGAUGACCAAGGCCAUAUCAUUCUUCAUUCUAUGCACAAAUACCAACCGCGGGUCCAUGUCAUCCGUAAAGACUGCGGGGAUGAUCUUUCUCCCAUCAAACCUGUUCCAUCUGGAGAGGGAGUAAAGGCAUUCUCCUUUCCAGAAACUGUCUUCACAACGGUUACUGCCUAUCAGAAUCAGCAGAUUACUCGCCUGAAGAUAGAUAGGAAUCCAUUUGCCAAAGGCUUUCGAGACUCUGGGCGUAACAGAAUGGGUUUGGAAGCCCUUGUGGAGUCAUAUGCAUUCUGGAGACCUUCACUACGGACUCUCACCUUUGAAGAUAUCCCUGGAAUUCCCAAGCAAGGAAAUACAAGUUCCUCCACGUUGCUCCAAGGCUCUGGGAAUGGCGUUCCUGCCACCCACCCUCAUCUUUUGUCUGGCUCCCCUUGCUCCUCCCCUGCCUUCCAUCUGGGGCCCAACUCCAGCCAGCUGUGUAGCCUGGCCCCGGCUGACUACUCUGCCUGUGCCCGCUCUGGCCUCACCCUCAACCGAUACAGCACAUCCCUGGCCGAGACCUACAACAGGCUCACCAACCAGAGCGGAGAGACCUUUGCCACGCCCAGGACUCCCUCCUACGUGGGCGUGAGCAGCAGCGCCUCGGUGAACAUGUCCAUGGGUGGCACAGAUGGGGACACUUUCAGCUGCCCACAGACCAGCCUGUCCAUGCAGAUUUCGGGGAUGUCCCCCCAGCUUCAGUACAUCAUGCCUUCACCCUCCAGCAACGCCUUUGCUGCUAACCAGACCCAUCAGGGUUCCUAUAACACGUUCAGGUUACACAGCCCCUGUGCCUUGUAUGGAUAUAAUUUCUCCACAUCCCCCAAACUGGCUGCCAGUCCUGAGAAAAUUGUUUCUUCCCAAGGAAGUUUCUUGGGGUCCUCACCGAGUGGGACCAUGACCGAUCGGCAAAUGUUGCCCCCUGUGGAAGGAGUGCACCUGCUUAGCAGUGGGGGUCAGCAGAGUUUCUUUGACUCUAGGACCCUAGGAAGCUUAACUCUGUCAUCAUCUCAAGUGUCUGCACAUAUGGUGUGAUGAAUCCUGGAAGUUAAAGCAUACUCAGAUUGGUCUAAUGUAUUUCCUUUUUCUUUUUUUCUGAAAGCAAUAUGAAAAGAAACUUAUCAGUAGCUUGUAAGAUUUACAUAUAGUAGGAAAUGAAGGCUCCCUGAGUGUUUCGACUUUCUCAUGGUGAGACUGUGAUUAUCUAUGGUAUAUAUGUAGACCGUACAUAGCACGUGGAGUUUUGCAGCCUGCAAAACUACAUCCUCCCUCUUUUGUCCCCCCUAUUUCAUUUAGUUGCACAGAGUAUUGGCAUAAGUAGUACGCUUAACCCAAAUUCUCCGACUCUUUUAAAAACCAAACACCAUACUUAAAACUUGGCAGUGAUACUAACCAGGCCAAGACUUAUAACUUAAUUUAUCAGAAAAAUGCUCUACACAGUUUCAUACUUGAUUGUUGAUAACUAACAGUAAAACCAGCACCCAGAGUCUUGUGAUUUCUGUUACUCUUGGGCACAGUGUGAGAGCCUAAAAUGCCAAAGCCAGCUGAAGUCUAAGUAUUAGUUCUGAGCUAUCUGUAGUCAUGAAGGAUUAGCUUUUGUGUUCCUGCUUGCUCUUGUCUGUCACAGGUAUGAGAUGAUCUUGGUUCUGUAAAAAUUCUUGACCUAUUAUUAUUUACUUAGGUAAGGUGGAAGAGAGCCUUGUACCUUCUUUCCACUUUCCGCUGGGUAUGUAAGAGGUAUUUAUUCAUCUGCAGAGAAUAAAUGUCCAGUAUUUUGGAUGUUUUGCUCAUUUUAUUUAGUUAAAGUAGACCGUUAAAGAGAGUUCUGUAAACAUUUUUAAAUUCUGGUUUUCACCAGGGAGGGAAUAUAUGAUAUGAGUAGAAUGCCAAAAAGAAAAUAAAUCCACCUCAAAUUCUUUGAUUCCAAUGAGAAAUGUCUAUCUUUUUAAAUCAAGAGGAAUGAUAUUGUCAGCUUUCCCUUACAUUGUUAUAAUGUGGUUUUUCAUUGAGGAUAUUUUUUACAUUUUGUUUUGAGAUCCCUGGCCUGCGGUCUGUAAGGAAAAAGGCAUUUAUGCUACUUAUUUAUGUCUCCCCACUCCUACAAGUUGAAAUCUCCCCUCCUCCUUAACCUUGUUUCUCUGUCUGAGUCUUUCCUGAAACAAAUAGAUUCUAGGCCUUUAUGGUAUUAAAUAACGCUGUAAGGAAUUUCAGGGGGUUAUCUGCAGCAAUCUGUCUUUUGGGGGUUGUAGUGCAAAGGCCAAAGCCCAUUACCAUAAAGACCCUCUUAGAGGACGAAGGAGGGAGAUACUAAUUAUGAUAAAGGAUCUAUAAAACUUUUAACCUCAACAGCAUUUCAGCCUCAAAACCAGAAAAAUGAAAGGUAGAUUAAUUUUUGGAAAAAUCCCUAAAAUAAUGUAUACAUGGUUUAAGAUUUCAAAACAAGUACCUUUGAUAGCACAUUAGGAGAUGACUAGGAAAGGCUAAGAGUGCGUGAUAAGGAGCAUUACCAUAUGUCUGUCGAGAAAUUAAAAAAAUAGUAUGUCUGUUCGUUGACUCAUUACCUUUCAUAUAUUUGUCAAGCUAAAGCAGACUUCCUUUCCAAGCUAAGUGAGAUUUCCUUUCAGUGCUAAACAGAGUUGCCUUAACUCAUCUCUAGUUUAGACGGGGAAAUGGUGUAGCUCUGAUUUGCUUCUUUCCUUUAAAACAGCACGGCUGUUAGAUAUUUAGGCAGAUAACUGUUUGAAAAGUAUUGGCGCAGGAUGUGACUUUUGUUUAUGGAUAUUGAUAAAUAUCCUCGUGGAUUUUUUAACAGCUCAUCAAAUCAGUAUUGAGUUUUACAUUGAAUAUUAGCAUAAAGGGACAUAAAAUACUUCCAGUAGGUCGAUCUAUAGAAGAUGAUUUUGUAUGGUAUUAAUAGCUUGACACAAAUUUGGGAAAAGUCCUCAUGAGCCAUGAGCCAUGAGCCAUGGGAAAAGUCCAUCCCAGCCUCAGUGCUUACUACAAUUCUAGAACAAAAGAGUUGUCUAUCUUGAGAAAACAUGGAAAGUAAUGAUCUGUACUCAUAUGUAUUAAUAGGGAGAGCAUUUUCCUUUUUGCUGUUGGUGAUUUGAAAUGUUACAAAGAUAUGAGUAGAACUUAUUAAUUUUUUUGAUUUAGCAAUAUUGUACAAAUUGCUGUUUCCUUUAGGUUUUACUGUAAAUAUUAAUCACCAUGUCACUUCAAAGACUAGCCUUUUAUCGUUAUGUUAAAUGACAUACAUGCAUUGAUAAUUAUAAUUAUAUAUGUGUAUUUUAUUAAAAAGCGCUUAAGAAAUUAUAUAUUAAAGUGUGUUACUAAACCCUUU
Messenger RNA from Lontra canadensis (Northern American river otter), 4670 nucleotides. It is a transcript of the gene TBX18, whose product is annotated as T-box transcription factor 18. The transcript is spliced from 8 exons. Gene Ontology annotation, cellular component: nucleus. Gene Ontology annotation, molecular function: RNA polymerase II cis-regulatory region sequence-specific DNA binding; DNA-binding transcription factor activity, RNA polymerase II-specific. The record is from RefSeq and is a predicted model, not a curated record. The coding region runs from base 524 to 2362 and encodes 612 amino acids. NCBI's taxonomy places the organism in Eukaryota, Metazoa, Chordata, Mammalia, Carnivora, Mustelidae. Gene Ontology annotation, biological process: positive regulation of DNA-templated transcription; morphogenesis of embryonic epithelium; regulation of transcription by RNA polymerase II.